This is a messenger RNA of Selaginella moellendorffii, 1214 nucleotides long. RefSeq lists its product as uncharacterized. The record is from RefSeq and is a predicted model, not a curated record. NCBI's taxonomy places the organism in Eukaryota, Viridiplantae, Streptophyta, Lycopodiopsida, Selaginellales, Selaginellaceae. The transcript has 8 exons. Bases 39 to 1124 code for a protein of 361 amino acids. Gene Ontology annotation, molecular function: heme binding.
UUUAAAGCAUCUGGCAUCCCUAAUUUUGAUAUUUGACUAUGGCGCUCUUCCUCGCCCUCUUUCUCGGAGCUUCUCUCCUCUCCUCUGCUAGGGCUCAUGGCGAUCACAAGGAGAAUGCAGCGCAAUGCCGCGGCCCGGCGUCGAAUCUGGCAGUCGUCUCCGCGGAAUACAUUCCCGGGAAGAUCACUGUGGAUGGAGCUGCCGCCGAUUGGGAUGCGGUGGAAGGGAUCCAGUUCUCGCUGUACCCGGCGUUGGAUCCAGCGUCGGGCGAUCCUUAUCCAGGCAAGAUGACCGUCAAGGCUGCUCACGAUGGUCGCGAUCUCUUCUUUCUUCUGAAAAUCCCAGGGAGCUAUCAGUACAAGCAGAGUGUAAAACGCGCAAGUCCUUCGGUAGCUCUCAUGUUUCCCAUCGGUGAUGACGCGACUUACGUCGAUAUGGGAGGUUGCUCAGAGAGCUUGAAUUGCUCGAAACAAAGCUGUGGAGGUCACGAAGUGGAUAUAAUGCAUUUCUCCAUUAGCGAUGCCGUCCCUGGUCGGAGCUAUGGCGCAAACCUUGCGGACAAUCUCAAUGGAACUGGCCGGGACAGCACUGGAAGCCUUCACGAUCUCUACGCUUGGAAUCCUCAUUGCCGCUAUUACGAUGGCAUCGGUCCAAAUGGACCGGAAGCGAACGGUGGUGCACAAAACGAUUGGAAGGGAGUUUGGAGCCAUACCAGCAUCGAAAACCAAUAUGGAUUGACAACUGCGGAUAGUCCAUACGGAGCAUCAGCUAGCGCUGGAAGCUACAUUUUCGAGUUCUCGAGACCGUUACAAACGUCAGAUCGCCUCCAACAGGAUGCUCAGUUUAGCAUUGGAAAGAGCCACAGAUUCGCUUCAGCGUUCUGGUUCCCGGUGAACAACGUGGAAUGGAGUCCAAUGCAGCACUUCUCGAUGAACUGCGAGUGGACUCCUCUGAGAAUCGUGGCUGCCGAGAACGAGAGAGCCGAAUCGGCCAUCCUUGCCACAUCCAUCAGCACCUUUUCGCUCGUCUUCGCGGUGGGAUCGAUGCUCGUCUCCGCCGCGAUUGCCUGGUGGGUGAAAACUAACAAGCAGGGCCGAUUUACACCCAUUAGCGACACCUUGUGACAAUGAUUAUGAUUUAAUAUCUUUAAAUUCCAUAUGUAUAGAAAAAAUCGCAAGAUAAAAACGAAGAAGAAGCUCCUGCUAGCUUCCUGA